AUGUUAAUAUUUUUUUAUUUUUCUACCUUUUUUCUUUGUGGUUUGUGGGUUUUUUGUAUGGAUCGUAAGCAUUUGUUGAUUACUUUAUUGAGUUUAGAGUUUAUGGUUUUGUCUUUGUUUGUUUUGAUGUAUUAUUAUUUAUGUGGUUUUAAUUAUGAGUUUUAUUUUGUUAUUGUUUUUUUAGUUUUUUCUGUUUGUGAGGGUUCUUUGGGUUUAUCUAUUCUUGUUUCAAUAAUUCGUAGAUAUGGGAAUGAUUAUUAUCGUUCUUUUGGGAUGCUUCAAUGUUAA
Molecule: messenger RNA, 288 nt
Organism: Zootermopsis nevadensis
Lineage: Eukaryota; Metazoa; Arthropoda; Insecta; Blattodea; Termopsidae
Source: the annotation of a RefSeq genome assembly